This is a messenger RNA of Homarus americanus (American lobster), 4972 nucleotides long. RefSeq names its product serine/arginine repetitive matrix protein 1-like. The coding region runs from base 28 to 1920 and encodes 630 amino acids. The transcript has 4 exons. The record is from RefSeq and is a predicted model, not a curated record. Lineage: Eukaryota; Metazoa; Arthropoda; Malacostraca; Decapoda; Nephropidae.
GGUGGGGGUGGUGCUGGAGGACCACCCAUGUCUGGUGGAAACAAACAGCCGAUUGCCUCCAUGAGGAUGAGAAUGGAUGACUACAGACCACCACGAGCAGAGAGACUUUUACGAGAUCCAAAAGAUGUUCGUGGCUCUGGUUCAGCAGGAGAGAGAGGUCCCAUGGAACAAGUUGUUGUUCGUGCAAGGCGAGAGGCAUCGACCCGAACAAAGGAUACGUUCUGGACCAAGAAGUUGCUGGAUGCUGAAGCUACUCAGCCAAACAGGUGGGCACACACUGGAUUCAAGGAGUUAUACAGAGAUGAGCUAGGAUAUAGUGACAUUGGGGAGGGAAGUGCAGAUGAAAAGGAAAGAGAGAGUCGGGCCUCAUCUCGCCCACGUGACCCGCGGGAUCCAUCUGGCAUUGUUCCUCGCAAGGCUGCCUCCCCCUCCCGCCCCAGAUCCCCACAAGACCCACGGCGGAGAACAAGAAGUGGAUCAGCACACUCCCCCAGAAGGUCUCCCAGACGUUCUCCUCCAAGGUCAACACAAAGAGUUUCGCCACGGUCACCAAGACGGUCUCCAAGGCGCUCUCCUAAGCCAAUUGUAAGGGGGAAAAAGUCUUGUGAGUCACGGUCUCCUAACCGUGGUCGUGUUCACAAGAGGACAUAUUCUAGCAGCUAUUCAAGGUCGUCUUCCAGCAGUAGUGGCUCCUCAUACUCCAGAAGUUAUUCUUCGUACUCUCGAUCAUCUUCAGGCUCUUCCUCAUCGUCCUUCACUAGUUCCUCCUCCAGCUCAUCUGGGUCUAGGAGGAGACGUUCAUAUACACCAGCAGCACCCCGAAGGCCAAGAUCGUAUUCUGGUUCCCCACGGCGUGGAAGGAUUAGUAGAAGGCAACCACCACCACCAAAUCCAUCGUCACAAGUACGCAUGAAGCAAGUUACACACCAGGAGACUACUAAGAAACUUGUAACCAAGACAGUCAGUAAUGUGGUAAUAAAGUCCAGAAAUACUGUUACAAAAAUACCAAAGUUGAAAAACAAGGUGAAAGUUAAAGAGGGGGAGCCGACUGUUCGAAAAAGGCCACGUCCUGCUGUUCCCCCCACAACAAGUAAUUACUAUGAUGAUAAUAAUGAAGUUGGUGUAGAAGAACCAGCAGUGUAUAGGGGUCCUGGCACUCCCCCACGUAGCACCACAGAAGGCCGUCAUUUAUUAGAUCCCCACCAUUAUAAAGUUGUCCCACCUGACCAUCCAGAUUAUCAUCAGCCUCCACCUCCACCAAGAGAAUCACCAAGAUCAGAAGGGGAAGACACAGACUCGGAUUCAUCAUCUGAUGAAGAAGAUGGGCCUCGACGUAUGACACUGUCUGAGAGAUUUGGUAAACUUGCUCAGCUUAGUUCACAGAGACAAGAAUAUGAGGGAGUGAGAAUGAAGAUAGUGAGAGAGGGUGGACAGGAUAAGAAAGUUUACCUUGAGGCAGGAAGACUUCAGUCUAGAUCACCCUCCCCGGGUGGCAGAAGCCGGGCUAAUCACCCAGCUCAUGAAAGGUGGCUGCAAGAGCACCAGGCUGAGUACAGAGAAUAUCAGGAACGAUAUGGAGAGAUAAGACAGUGGGACCCUCAUCGCGACCUUCCUCGGGAAUUACCACAAAACUGGGAUGAUGUGCACGUUAGAUAUCGAUACUAUAAGGAAUCUGGAUAUUUUGGAGAUAGAUCUAUUACUCUCGAUGAUUACCUGAAAUGGGAGCAGUGGUGGUACCGUUACCGUGAUUGGCUGGAGAAGUAUGGGAGUAGCCAAGAUUUGGAGGAGAGGGACUGGCAAUAUCGUGCUUCCAGUUAUGAAUAUGAAGUUCGUGGAGGCAACUCCUCCGGGUUAGGUGGCAGAUGGGCACGACGGGAAUCUUCUCGAGAAGGAGAUGAUAGGAAAAGAAGACGAUAUUGAAGUUGCCACAAUUUGCAAUGUUUUCACAUAAAUUUGUUUAUCCAAAUUAAUUGAUGAUUAUUAUUAUUAUCAUUGUUACUUGUUUUACUGUUUUUUUAUACUUUAUCUAUAUGUAUUUUUGUUAAUGUUCACACACUUUGAAUUGAUCAGCAUUUUACACUUACUAAUACUGUACAGUAUAAUCUUUUUGUGUAUAUACUGUGCAAUACUGUAUGACACAAAUAAGAUUGUCAGUUGAAAUGUACAGUUUAAUCAGAGAAUUCUUUGUAUAUCAAUUACACAGCAUUUUUUUUUAUUAUUCUUAUGCAGAUAUACUUCAUACAGUUAUUAUAAUAGUAUGGUAUAUAUUUUUUACUGGUACACAUCUUGACCAUAUCUAUAGCCUUGGUUUUAUGAACUGUAACAUAUUAGAUCCAAAAGACAAUUAUUACUGCAGCUGUUACUAACCAACCAAAUAUACACUUUCAGUAUUCAGUGAUUGUGUGUUUGAGUCCUGUAAUAUAUAAUUUUUUAUAUAAAUUAAUGAGCACUAGGUGUAUACUGUUUGCAUCUGUACAUUUUUAUGUGGGUUAUCGCCUUCAUCUGUGGUGUAGUAUUAAAAGCAUUUGUUGGAACAGUACUUUUGUUUUAUGCUUAAGAUAUAUACUGUACACUAUAGUGUUUAAGCCAGAAUUUGAUUGGCUGCAGCUGUUUAUUGUUUUAACCAAUUUGGAAGUACUGUAUGUAUCGGGUAGAAAUUUUAAUUAAUAUUGUAAUGAUGCUUUAUUAGUCAUAAGCUUCUAUCAAAGUGUUACAUUUGUAAAAUGAUGUAUAGAAUCCAUCUUUGCUACUAAUAUUUCAGACUUUUUAUAUAUGAAUUAAAAUGAUAUUAAAUCAGGAUAGUCUUCACUGACAUUGUUUUGAUAAUACUUUCUCCCUCAUAGUUGGAUCUAACUAUCACAGAUGCCUAUUGAUUAUGCCACUAAAUAUAUAUCUCAUUAGAAAUGAAAUGAAAAGUACAGUAUAUGGAAGUGUGUGUAUUAUCAUGAUGCAAAACCAUCCAGUGACUUGACAGUAUGACAGGUUCAGUCAGACUUAUGUCAUCCCACUGGAUAAUUUGGAACAAGGGUAAUAGUAAUGACAUUAUAUCAUAGACAUUGUUCUUAAAGCAGACAAUUUAAGAUUUAAACACCUGGGGAUUUGCAUUGUAUUUAGCCUUGAAUUUGAGAUGUUGAUUCUUUUAAAGGGAAUGAAGUACAUGUACUAUAUGCAUAAAGCUACCUUUUCCUGGGUAUCUUUAGCUUGCUCUGCUCCCUCGUAAUCAAUUACUGUAUUGCAUUAUUGACAAUAAGUAGACACCAUACUUGUAAUUGAAAAGGUCCUAAUCUUAAAUUCAACAACUUUGCACCAUCAAUGGUUUUCUGUAUUUUUCUUAAUAUUAUUUGUUUUUAUGAUUUUAUGCAUUUUGUAAGAUCUUCAAAUUUCAACCUGGUUUGGAAUCUGUCUUUCAUUGCCAAAUUGUUGAUCACAAAGUUUUUCUUUUCCUAAAUUUCGUAAUCCUUUCUCAGCACAAGUAAUUUUUUGAAGGGCUUUAGUUUUGUGGACAUGUCUUAUAUCAUGAGGCCACAGUAUUGGUUCUUAAAUAUAAAUAUUGUUUAUUCCCUGUGCAGAAUGAAACUUUUGAUAUAGUAACUACGGUACUUCCCAAUUCAAACCCUGAUGGUGACUCAGGUGUACAAUAUUGUCAGGAUGGUAUGGUGGCAUGAGGUGAUGUGCUACAGUUCCUACAGCAGCAUCUUAGAUCAAGCAUGCAUUUCCACAUUUCUUUUUCUCUUUAUUUUCUAUUGAGAUAUGUGUCCAUCCUGUGCCUAUAGGGGAAGAUAUAUGCAUCUGUUGUAGUUAGGUCAGCCCAUAUCUGGAAGAACUCUCAUACUUAAAAGAAUUUCUCACACUUACAGAAUGAAAUAGAAAAUAUUGAAGUUUUUAAAUGAAACUUGGUUAACUUAUUAGAAUAUAAAAGGGUUAUAUGGUAGAUGCAUUAAUUGUAUUAUAUUGUGAGUGCUAUUACUAGAAAUAUUUAUUCGUGUAAUCUUCAGAUAUGUAAUUUCUCUACAUUACUUUCAUAGUUCCUAGUUCCUUUGUUGCUUUUUCAUUUGCCUAAGACAUUAGCCUCCUAGUAAAUCAUGUGUUAUCAUGUUUCAUUAUUUUGUUUGUAAUAACUUUUCAUUAUUACCGAGAUACCUAGCGUCGCAGUCUGUCACACUCAUCGUAGAUAUGAAUAUUUUCAUUGACUUUUCAUGAAGAAUACAUGUAAUUUUGAUACCAUUUGUCAUGAAGUUUAUGUGAGAUCAUUAUGCAUAUAUUAAUUGAAGUGAUGGUAUGUGUUUGAAUAUUUAAUGUACUCUAAUUUGAGAAGAUAUUACAAUGAAAAAGUGUUUUAUUAUAUUAACCUAUUGUGUAUAUAUUAUGUGUACUCGCCUGUCCUAAGGUUAAAUUAGAUAAUACUGGACUGGUUGGUAGGGAAAGUACAAGGUUUUUGUGUAAAAGUAUGGUAGUUCUUAAUUAUAAUGUACAGUACUCAAAAUAAACUUAUAUAUGAAGCUAGCUUUUUUUUCUACUUCUGACAUAACCAGUUAAUUAAAGUUCGAGAAAACCUUGUAUAUUCCAUCGUGCUUCCUGAAGGUGAUAUUGCACACGGUGGAGUCUUUCCUUGAUCAUACGUGACCUCCGCUUCCCUUUUCAUGAGUGUUUAGUAUUAGCCUACAUCAGUCGGUAUAAUUUAUCAUGUUUACUGUACUGUAUACAUGGAUUCAAUAUUAUCCAUUUCUAUGUUCUUUAACAUUCAUUAUUAUCAAUUUCUUAAUUCUACUUUUGAAUUCACUUGAUAUCAAUACAGUAUUACUGUAUCUACUUUUUGUUAUACACUCUUGUUCAGCAUUUCCAAUUGUUUAUACACUAACAUUCAAUAUUAACUUCUGUAUAGUGUAUAUUGUAUAUUGGUGUACAAUAUUAUCCAAUUUUGUUUACUGUAUAUUAGUUUUCAGUUUUUUUUGUUGAACUAUCGUGGACAAAA